This is a messenger RNA of Ostreococcus lucimarinus CCE9901, 1137 nucleotides long. RefSeq lists its product with no specific name. The transcript has a single exon. Lineage: Eukaryota; Viridiplantae; Chlorophyta; Mamiellophyceae; Mamiellales; Bathycoccaceae. The record is from RefSeq and is a predicted model, not a curated record. Gene Ontology annotation, biological process: peptidyl-proline hydroxylation to 4-hydroxy-L-proline. Gene Ontology annotation, cellular component: endoplasmic reticulum. Gene Ontology annotation, molecular function: iron ion binding; procollagen-proline 4-dioxygenase activity; L-ascorbic acid binding. The coding region runs from base 1 to 1137 and encodes 378 amino acids.
AUGCGCACGACGAGCGCGACGCACUCGCCGCGUCACGCCGUCGCGCGCGUCACCGCCGCGUCGCGCGCGCAUCGCUCGAACGCCAUUCAGGGUCUAGGUCAACUUCGCGUCGGAACCCCCCGUCGCGCGCGCGUUCUGCGCCGCGCCGACGCCGACGGCGCGGCGGAACCGAGCGAAGAAAAGCCUCGGUUCGUGCCGGCGCACGAGCGCACGACGCUGUCGAAGAUUCUUCCCGAACAAUUGCUCGAGGGCGGCGUGCUGCUCAGGGACGCCCCGGAGGAGUGGCGAACGUCGUUUACGGGAUUUCUGUCGUUUGAAUUCAUGGGCGUGCGCACGAACGACAUGCCAGGGCUGCGCGUGUUAAACAUCGACCCGCCCGUUUUCACGGUGGAUGACUUUUUGAGCGCGAACGAGUGCGAUAUGUUGACGGCGAGCGCGGAGGCGAGCGGAGGGUUGAAGGUGAGCGCCAUCGGCGGCGCGGCGAACGAAAACAUUCGAACGUCGAGGACGGUGGCGCUGAAUUCGCACGGGUUGGAGAAUCACGCGACGAAGAAGGCGAUUUUGAGCCGCGCGGAGUACUUGUUGCCCGCGGUGGAGGGGUUGAGUAAGGAUGCGGAUGCGUUCCGAGCGCCCGAGGCGGGCGAAGGCAAGUGGUCGUUUGAGUUGCCGCAGGUGGCGCACUACUCUGGCGGCGAGUAUUUCAAGGCGCACGAAGACGGCUUUCCGAUCGCUGUCGCCGCGGAUAAGGGGUAUCAACGACGCGCGACUAUUUUGGUGUACCUGAACGACGUCGACGAGGGUGGUGAGACGCGUUUCGAGCACCUGGGCAUCGAAGUCGCGCCGAAGAAGGGCAAGGCGUUGGUCUUCUUCCCGAGCUCCGCCGCGUGCAUGCCGGACGCCCGAACCCUGCACACCGCCACGCCCGCGAAAGAAGGUCACGAAAAGUGGGUUUCUCAGCUUUGGAUCGCGUCCUCGACGCCUCCCGUGCCGACGCCCGAGGAGCUCGAAGCCGACAACAAGCGCAAAGCCGCCGAAGCCGAGUACGCCAAGCUGCCGCGCGCGCAACGCCGCGCCAUGGAAAAAGAAGCCGCCAAAGCCGCCAAGAAGAAAUCCCGCGAUUCAAACGGGCGCAAGUGA